AUGCAGAUGAUGCUUUUGCAUCCUGCUGCUUAUUGCUUCUGUUGCUGCAAACCAGUUGUCGGCAUUCCCUAAGCUCUGAUUGCAGCAGUCCUCUGCUGACCUCACAGGCCCACUUUGUCGCACUCACCGUCUCUGACACUCUCUGGAAGUUUGUGUCCCCUUUUGUCAAACCCUCUAGCUCCAUCACAACCAUCAGCUAUAUUAGCUCUAUCUUCCUGAUCAUUCUCCCGCAUUCUUCGGUUAGCGCCGCUGCAGUCGAGUGUUGCAGUCCAGCACGAGGGGGCGUGUUGGUGUCGGUGUGUGGGCCGCUGCUGUGACCUUGAACUUGGAGCUGGGGGCUUGUUGCACGCCUACUACUCCUGCUUGAUUGAGUUUCACCCCAGAAAUUCGCAGAUAAGAAGGAGAAUGGGAGUAUGGUAUGCUUUCGAGGGGGAGGAAUGCGUGCAAGAGGUGCCACGGACAGGGAGGAGGAAGUUUGCCUGUGUAACAGGCAGUUGGAGUCUCCUGGGUACUUGGCUAGUACGCGUGCUUUUGGACAAUGGCUACAAUGUGCGCUUCACUAUCCGCACCACCGUUGAUGAGGCUGCUGCUUUGAUGGCCUUGCCUGGAGCCAAGCAACGCUUGGACCUGGCUCAAGCUGACAUAAUGGACUAUGGAAGCCUUAUGGAAGUAUUCACAGGUUGUGACGGUGUGUUCCACACCUCAUCACCCAGCGACCUUGUCUCAACUUACCCACCCGAGAUGGUAGACUUCGAAGUACGUGGGACGUUGAACAUUGUGGAGGCAUGUGCAAAUUCCUCCGUGAAGAGAUUAGUACUAACUUCCUCACUUUCUGCCAUGGUUUGGGAUCAACAACGGCACCCCGAGAAGGUCAUCGAUGAGAAAUGCUGGAGCAACGUAGACUUCUGCCGCUCCAUGAAGCUCUGGGGUCCACUAGCCAAGACUAUGUCCGAGAAAGCAGCGUGGUCACUAGCGAGAGACAGAGGGUUGGAUAUGGUUGUCAUCAAUCCAGCUAUCGUUCUGGGCCUCAAAAUGUUCGGCACAACCCAAUGCAUCUUCACUUAUCUCAAAGGUGUGAAGGAGCUUCCUCAAAGUGGUCUAUUCGCAUACGUACACGUCGAGGAUGUUGCCAAGGCUCACGUCUCUGCGUUGGAAGCAACAGAUGCAUCCGGUCGCUAUAUCUGUUUUGAGGACGUUGUCAGUGAGGAGAAGCUUGUGGACCUAAUUCGUAAACUCUACCCAGGCAGCUCCAUUCCCUCCAGAUUUUCGAAGAACGGAAUUGCACAUGUGAUAUCAAAUGAGAAAUUGAAAAGUCUUGGAGUGGCAUUCCCCGCUCAGCAGAAGAUUCAUUAACGUUAGGCUAUUUGUAGCGGCCGUGAGAAUCAAAUCAUCCGUCACCCAUUAUUUCCAAUCCAGGGGGAGGGAUAUGUCCAUUUACACACCUUGUUGAGGGUCAACAAUUUGACCUUGACAGGAGUCCUUUCACAUGUGAAUAACAACACUGGUUUUUGUGAUGUACACCUAUCCUAUGAGGCUUGACAUUGCACCUCAUUGAUGUGAUGUAACAAACGGAUGAUGCCACUUAAGGAGGAAUGAAUUUCUGA
This is a messenger RNA of Physcomitrium patens, 1604 nucleotides long. RefSeq names its product cinnamoyl-CoA reductase 1. The record is from RefSeq and is a predicted model, not a curated record. Gene Ontology annotation, molecular function: oxidoreductase activity, acting on the CH-OH group of donors, NAD or NADP as acceptor. Lineage: Eukaryota; Viridiplantae; Streptophyta; Bryopsida; Funariales; Funariaceae.